AUGGUGGACUACUACGAGGUGCUGGGCGUGCCCCGCCAGGCCUCUUCCGACGCCAUCAAGAAGGCCUACCGCAAGCUGGCACUCCGGUGGCACCCCGACAAGAACCCUGAGAACAAGGAGGAGGCGGAGAGGAGGUUCAAACAAGUGGCCCAGGCUUACGAGGUGCUAUCGGACGCCAAGAAGAGGGACGUCUACGACCGACAUGGCGAGGCGGGCGUGGAGGGCCGCGACGUCGGCGGCGGGCCCUGCGAGGACCCCUUCGAAUACGUCUUCACCUUCCGCGACCCGGCCGAGGUCUUCAGGGAGUUUUUUGGUGGCCGGGACCCAUUUUCAUUUGACUUGUUCAGAGACCCGCUGGAGAGCAUUUUCGAGUCGGAGGAGCUCCCGGGGAAGCAGAAGCAGAGGUUCCUCGUCCCUUUUCUCCACCUUCAGUGA
Molossus molossus (Pallas's mastiff bat) is the source of this 435-nucleotide messenger RNA. RefSeq names its product DnaJ heat shock protein family (Hsp40) member B3 (gene DNAJB3). Gene Ontology annotation, cellular component: endoplasmic reticulum membrane; cytosol. Gene Ontology annotation, biological process: positive regulation of proteasomal ubiquitin-dependent protein catabolic process; protein refolding. NCBI's taxonomy places the organism in Eukaryota, Metazoa, Chordata, Mammalia, Chiroptera, Molossidae. The record is from RefSeq and is a predicted model, not a curated record. Gene Ontology annotation, molecular function: Hsp70 protein binding; ATPase activator activity.